GUGAGAUUGUUUAUAAUGGCCACGAGCUUGCCUGACUUCCCUACUUUCUACUCCCCGAUGCAGCUUCAAUCCUUGACCCGAGAACACACGUCUAGAUGGCGAAGCUCGAACCCUACAAAGGGGGCUAUUAUCUCUGGCAAUAUCUGCCCUCGCUGGCGGCCGCCGCCAUCUUUACCAUCGCCUUCAUCGCCGCCACGGGGAUGCAUUUUGUCCGGUUAUCGCAAUGGCGAGCCCGCUUCUGUCUGCCCUUUGCGAUCGGGGGGAUCUUUGAAAUCAUAGGCUACGCUGCCCGCGCGUGGGCCCAUUUCAGCACCGGCAGCAUCAUGCCCUACUCGAUUCAAAGCGUCUUCAUCCUACUCGGUCCCGUGCUGUUCGCGGCGUCCGUGUACAUGACACUAGGGCGCAUUAUCCGCAGCACCGGCGGCGAGCAUCUCUCCAUGCUUCUAAUUCGAUGGCUCACGAAGACCUUUGUCCUGGGCGACGUCGUCUCGUUCCUGGUGCAGGGCGGGGCAGCGGGCAUGAUGGCCUCCGGUAGUAAUGCGACACUCGGCAAGGAUAUGGUGGUGGUGGGCCUGCUGAUUCAAAUCAUCAUGUUUGGCUUCUUCAUGGUCACUGCUGUGAUGUUUCAGAUCCGUCUGCAGGGACGUCCGACGCCUGGGGCCGUGGAUGGACGGAUCGAUUGGCGCGAGCACCUGUAUCUGUUGUAUGGCGUGAGUCUGUUCAUCAUGGUCCGCUCUUUGUUUCGGGUGGUGGAAUAUGUGCUCGGGAAUACUGGGUACCCGCUCACCCACGAGUGGACGCUGUAUAUUUUCGAUGCGGUGCUGAUGGUACUGGCCAUGGUGGCCUGGCUGGUCUGGUACCCGGCGAAGCUGGCCAGGCCUGACAUGGGAUUAGAAAUGUUAAGUCGCGAAGAGCGGGACUGA
This is a messenger RNA of Aspergillus ibericus CBS 121593, 923 nucleotides long. RefSeq names its product RTA1 domain-containing protein. The record is from RefSeq and is a predicted model, not a curated record. Gene Ontology annotation, cellular component: membrane. The coding region runs from base 96 to 923 and encodes 275 amino acids. The transcript has 2 exons. Lineage: Eukaryota; Fungi; Ascomycota; Eurotiomycetes; Eurotiales; Aspergillaceae.